This is a messenger RNA of Chelonia mydas (Green sea turtle), 5273 nucleotides long. RefSeq names its product FA core complex associated protein 100 (gene FAAP100). Bases 1780 to 4440 code for a protein of 886 amino acids. NCBI's taxonomy places the organism in Eukaryota, Metazoa, Chordata, Testudines, Cheloniidae. Gene Ontology annotation, biological process: interstrand cross-link repair. The transcript is spliced from 10 exons. The record is from RefSeq and is a predicted model, not a curated record. Gene Ontology annotation, cellular component: Fanconi anaemia nuclear complex; nucleoplasm.
AAAGCGGAGACGCCCCCGCCCCGGUUGGCACCGGGUGCCCAUCCGGCAGGAGGAUGGCGCACGUGGGCCACAGGGUGGAUUACCUGGCUGGGUUCUGCUGCCCGGUCGGGGGGCUGGCCGCGGGCAAGCCCCGAGUGCUGUGCCACGAGAACGAGAUCUACCUCUCCAACGGCAGCGAGUUCGUCUAUGUGUAUGACCAGGAAGGGAAGGUGCUGAAGGUGAGCACCCAGCCUGCGCCGGGACUGCAGUGAUGGGCCGUGGCAUAAAGUAGCCAUUCUCCCCCGGGCUGGGCUAGCCCAGGUGCCCACACGCGGGGUAACUCUGCAGCCAAGACAGGCCCCUGGAGAGGGGCUGAAGCCGGACAUUAGAAGUGAUGUGCUCACAUUGAGAGAAGGGAAAACCACAGUACAAGUACAUCAGUGCGCACUAAGGAACUUUUAGCGUGUAGGAGUAGGAUCCACACAGCUGAACGGUGUGGGCAGGCUGGGACACUGCCAACUUAUGCCCCCGUUUGCCACACAGUGAGUGCUCUGUAGACAUGUCCUCCGCUCCUAGGGGAGCAUGGCUGAAGCAUCAGUGACUUUCUGUAGCCUCUAGGAUUUUUUUCAUGUCAAGGCACAGGGCAAGGACAAGGACAAACCUUGCCUAAAGCCUGGCUCCAAAGUCCUUAGUGGACUGAUUUUCAAAAGUACAGAGUGCCCAUCAAAGUCAUUGGGGGUUCUGGGUUCUCAGCACUCGUGAAAUUAGGCCACUUGUUUAGGAGCCUAGACACUCAGGUUUGAAAAUCGUGGACAUAGUUCCUGCCACCAAUGACUAGCAAGCUGGCCUCCUCCAUCUGUUUUCACAAGUCUAGCUCCAUGUGUGUCCAGUUUAGCAGAGUUUGGGUUUCAAACUAUCAGUGAAAUAUUAGUCUGGCUUCAAAUAACCUUUUCAUUGGCGAAUAAAGGGUGCUCUUUGACCUUUUCCCUCGUUUCCUGGGACAGACCGUUUAAUUAAAUUAUUGAAAGAUUUUUUCCCUUUUUUUCAACAAGAUGACGGUUUUUGAGUUUUGUAUGCCAUUGAUUUUUCCCUUUUCUUUGCUGUGAUAAGCAGCAGCCUUAGCACCCUGUUAGACAUGUCAUCUUUUUUAAUUUAUUCUUUUUAUCAUUUCUAAGGAAGCCAUCAGUGAGAUACCAGGAUUAGCCUCCUACAUGUUUUCUUUCUUUCUCAAGGAAGUAGGUCAUCUCUGGGUUUUGAAUUUUUCUUUUUUCUAUCCUCAGCUAGCAUAAAACACUGAAUGUUUGCUUUGAAUUUGUUUGUGUGUGUGUGUAUGUAUGUAUGUACGAAUGACAUUCUUUCAAUCCGGCGAUAAUGAUCUUCCAUUUCUAUAGCACCACUUGUCCCAAAACACUGUACGAGCUACAACUGCUUCCAUCACGGGAGCAGUGCAGCCACCUCUGGGGUGAAAUGUCACCUGCUUACAGCACAGAGCAGCAACUACACAACCGUUUAGACUGGCAGUGAAGAAUGCCAUGCCAUGUCUUAAAAUGAUUAUUUUGAAUUUAGAAGUACACAUGCAAUAUUGCCCAUUAAUGGUUUUACUCCUGGCAAUUAGUAUAUUCAGAAAAUGGCUGUUUUAACUUGCACUUGUUCUAUAUGUGCAUCCUCAGCAGCAGAAAAUAUGCUCCAGCUAAUAGAAAAGGAUGUUUCCUUUAUUCAUGUGAGAGAUGUUUGCUCAUAGGAAGGUUGCAAAUGUUUUUGUUGAAUGGCUAGUUUUGACAUGCCUGCAGUCACACAUGUAUGUUCUCACAAGCAUCACUUGUCCAAGUGCAUGUACAGAAUGCUGAACGUAACUCGGUACCUCAUGCAGUGCUGGCUGGUUGUCACCCCAUCCGUACUUGUAUAUACGGUUCUCGAGUAAGCACUGGGGAGACUCGAGAGGCCAGAUUCUCCAUCAGUGCCAUCUACAGGUUUCCCGAUCAAGUUUGGCAUGUGGAACUCCUCCCCCUUCGUAGGCAGCUCUACAUCCUGUGUGCCAGAAAUGGCAUUUACUGUGUAUCCCUGGACCAGCAGAGCAGGUUAAUGAAGCAGACUGAUGGCGGCGAUGGCAAAGAGGACGCUUGCCCUUCCAGCGUCUUCCCCGUAGACUCAGACGCCUGCAUCAUCCCAGACGUCACGCUGUGCACCUUCAAUCUGCUGACCGAUGUUCUUGUCACCCUGUCCCAGGCUCAGGGCCAGUGGUGGAUGAAACUCCAUGUGCUUCUGGACCCCGAUCAGGAGAGCCAGCCAUGCCGGCAAAUCAGCCAGGUGGGAUUCUCCACCUGCGACCAAACCAGAGACGACGGGGAUGCGCUGACCUCGCGCUUCCUUCCUGUCUUGUGCUGUGCAUCCGCGCCAGGCACAGCCGGGCCCGGGGAGGGCCUGUGGUGCUCGGGGGGGUUCACGCUGGAGGAGCCCCUCUUCAGCCUGCUCUUUGGCAUAGACGCUGCCAUGCUUGACUCUCCCAUGAUUCUCUGUGGCUUCCCGGACGGGCAGCUGUGCAGCGUGCCGCUGAAGGCCCUCAAUGCGUCUGAAGCCAUUGAUGCCUGCAAUGAGGUUGCAGGCCAGGCUCCGCCUGUGAAGAUCCUUCACCAUCUGGAAGAGCCUGUUGUCUUCAUUGGAGCCUUGAGAACAGAACAUAAAGCCCUGGACGAUCCCGAUGACCAGCAGCUGUUUGGAGACUCAGGUUGCGACUGCGUUGUGGUGGUCGGGCACUACGGCAAGAUGGUGGCCAUGAAGGCAGAGCGGGGAGAAGAGGCCAAGGUCCCAGAGGUCAGGGAGUACUACCUGCAAGGGCCCAUCCUGUGCGCUGCGUGUGGUGGCGGCAGCCGGAUGUAUUACAGCACACAUUCGGACAUCUCCGCGGUCGACCUGGAUUGGGUCAGCGACACUUCCGACCCCGAGAGCAUAGAUAACACUGCCUACGUCCUGCCUCCCGUUCUGUCUCCAGCCAGUUUAAGUAUCUGUAGCGUUGUGGCGCUUUCCUUGUCUUCUCGGGCCUCAGAAGGUGACUCGGAGCUGUUGGCUCUGUCUGCUAAAGGCCGACUGAUGAGCUGUGACUUAUGCAGUCCUGAUGACCCCCAUCCCGUCAGGCUGACCCCAGAAAAAGCUGGCCAAAGGAUAAAGGAACUGCUGUCUGGGAUAGGCAAUGUCUCGGAGAGAGUUUCUUUCCUGAAAAAGGCCGUGGACCAGAAGAACCGAGCGCUGACGAGCCUGAACCAGGUGCUGAAUGUGAGUGCUGCGUUACUGUCCAACCAAGAUGGCCGGAAGCCCGUCACUUGCACAGUUACCGCCAGCUGGAGCCGCCUGCUGCUUCGAGAUACCUGGACCGUCUCCUGCAUGUUGGAGAACCCAAGCGAAUGCAGCCUGGAGCAAGGCUGGACCCUCUGUGUUCAGCUGUUCACGAGCUCCUGUGCCUUCGACGAAGAGUCUGCUGAUUCGGCCACCACGUUCACCUUUCCAAUCGACCAGCUCCUCCCUGGGAGCAAGAGGGAGGUGACGCUGCCGCUCGGCUCAGCCGAAGGCACCAAGUUGGAGCUGCCUCUGACCAUCUCCUGUGCUCUCUUCUACAGCCUGCGAGAGAUUCUGGACAGUGCGUCGGACUCCUAUGAGUCACUGGACGACCUGCUUCCUGAUGACUCUCCUGGCCUUUCCCCAGACAAAGAAGGGAUCUGCCUGCCCCUGAGCGAAUGCACCAUCGACAUCUUGCAGUGCCUUCGUCUGGAUGAUAGCACAGUGCCUGGAGCCCCUCCUUCCAUCGCCACCCUGUCAGACCCGGUGGAGACCUUCCUGAAAGUAUCCAGGGUGCAGUCUGACCCCAGCAGCGCGGAAGUCAGUGACCAGCUGCUUCCCAAGGCACCGGACGCCCUAGGAGAUGAGUAUCUGGCCCCAUCAGUGGCUUCUAUCAAGGUGUCGUCGGAGCUGGUGAAAAAUGCAUUGAAGAGCUUCUGUGAAGGAGCCCCGCUCUGCUGCGCUGCUCUGCAGUGGCUGCUGGCGGAGAACGCUGCGGCCGCGGCACUGAGGGGCCAGGAUGUGUCGGCAGUGCGGGGCCUGGCCCCACAUGGAGGCGAGGUGCAGCUGCUCGUCCGAGAGGUGGCCGUGAACAAUCUCUGCCCAGCGGGCCCGAUCCAGGCCGUGGAGAUCCUGAUCCAGAGCCCUUCUCUGGCAGAUAUGUGCAGAGUGCAUCAAGCCGUGAUCCGGCGCAUCCAGACUCUGGUGCUGGAGCAGGCGGCCCAGGGCUCCGGUCCCCCUGACCUCCGCAUGCAGUAUCUGCGCCAGAUCCAAGCCAAUCACGAGAUGCUGCUAAAGGACGUGCAGUCCCUGCGGGACCGUCUGUGCCUCGGGGACGAAGCGAGUGCGACGGCGGAAAAGCUCCUGCAUGUCUACAGGCAGCUGCGCAACCCCAGCCUCAUCCUCCUGUGAGCACAGGGCCGGCCUUAGACUCCGGGGCCGGCGAGCUCCACGCUCGGCUCGAUGUAGUGCUCAUUUGGGUCCAGAGCGGAGGGCAGAGCCAAGCGUGCUCGUUAACCCAGCCAGGACUGGGGAGAGGAUUCUGCAAGGAGGAGGAUUUGGGGAGGGUGGGGAGGGGGUGCUGGCAGUGCAGGUCCCCCCCACAAGGGGGGAGCUCUUGCCUUAUAUGCCCGAGGCUGAGAUCAGGGGUGUUGUGUGUGUUUUGUGGAUGUGUUUUAAGCAGCGUGGGGGAGUUCCCAGGGCUCCGGACACCUGCCCACCACGCGCAGAGCACCUCGCUGAGGUGGGCGUGUAGGCAGGGCUGACCUGCCCCCAGCCGCCCCUGGCGCUGAGCUCGCUGAGCUGUGUUGUGUGUGGCUGGCUCCCCGGCGCGGCAGCCAGAGUAGGUGGUGUGUUUGGGAUUGUACUAGACGUGCUAGUUUAGCUUCUCUCUCGUUCCAAUGGCCGUGACUUUGCUGUGCACAGAGGCGGGAGUCGGCUCCCUGGCCGGGCACUCGGAUCUGCACGGUGCUUUCCGGCUGGUUCCCCUCCCACAAGGGCUACGCCUCCCUACCCAGCGUCUCGCUUUCAGGGUGCCGUGUGAGUAACAGGCUCACCGGGGUUCCCACCCCCAGCCUGGGGCCCCUUUUUCUACCGGCGGGUUUGGGUAGCUGUCGUUUCUAGAAAGGAUCUGCCGCGUGGCUCUGUGGUGGCGGGUUCCUCCCGCUCGCCGUGCUGCGGCAAGCCAGCAUGUCCCCGUGUUCGUAAAUCUGUCGUGUGCCAUUGAAAACAACCCUUUGCCGCUC